Molecule: messenger RNA, 3796 nt
Organism: Galeopterus variegatus (Sunda flying lemur)
Lineage: Eukaryota; Metazoa; Chordata; Mammalia; Dermoptera; Cynocephalidae
Gene: ARRDC4
Product: arrestin domain containing 4
Exons: 7
Biological process (GO): protein transport
Cellular component (GO): cytoplasm; plasma membrane
Molecular function (GO): ubiquitin-like ligase-substrate adaptor activity
Source: RefSeq, a predicted model, not a curated record
GUAAUCUCUUUUAUAGGUGAAGUCAUCAUUUUAUUACAACCUGGAAAACAUGAAUUUCCAUUUCGCUUUCAACUUCCAUCUGAACCUUUAGUAACCUCAUUUACCGGGAAAUAUGGAAAUAUUCAGUACUGUGUGAGGGCAGUUCUGGAACGACCCAAUGUACCUGAUCAGAGUGUAAAACGGGAACUCCAGGUUGUUAGUCAUGUCGAUGUCAACACACCAGCAUUGUUAACCCCUGUAUUGAAAACUCAAGAGAAAAUGGUUGGCUGUUGGUUUUUCACUUCUGGUCCAGUCUCGCUGAGUGCCAAAAUUGAAAGAAAGGGAUACUGUAAUGGAGAAGCUAUUCCAAUCUAUGCAGAAAUAGAGAAUUGUUCCUCUCGUCUGAUUGUUCCCAAAGCUGCUAUUUUCCAAACCCAGACAUACUUGGCUAGUGGGAAAACAAAGACAGUCCGUCACAUGGUUGCCAACGUGCGAGGAAACCAUAUCGCUUCUGGGAGGACCGACACAUGGAAUGGGAAAACUCUAAAAAUUCCACCUGUUACUCCGUCCAUCCUGGAUUGCUGCAUUAUCAGAGUGGACUAUUCCUUAGCUGUGUACAUUCACAUUCCUGGUGCUAAAAAAUUGAUGCUUGAGCUGCCAUUAGUGAUUGGUACAAUUCCGUAUCAUGGUUUUGGCAGCAGAAAUGCCAGCAUUGCCAGCCAGUUCAGUAUGGACAUGAGCUGGUUGACACUGACGCUACCAGAACAUCCUGAAGCACCACCAAAUUAUGCAGAUGUAGUAUCAGAGGAAGAAUUCUCUAGACACAUUCCUCCUUAUCCUCAACCCCCUGACUGUGAGAGAGAAGCAUACUGUCCUAUGUUUGCCUGCAUUCAAGAAUUCCGGUUUCAACCUCCACCUCUUUACUCAGAGGUUGAUCCACAUCCUAGUGACAUAGAAGAGACACAGCCUGUUUCUUUCAUUCUCUGAACAUAUUUCAGAAAUCACUGUGUUGAUCACCAAAUUAGAAUGUUGGUUCUUUCCUUCUGUCUUUUUAUGGGAGAGGAUAACUUGAGGAUAACUUAAGGUUAAUGUAAGAACAUAAAUGAACAUCAAGACUGAAGGCAAUAGAAACUAAAGAAUACAGGAACAUUCUAGUGGGCCAAUGGAUUCAUUGCACAAGUUUAUAUGGUGGUUGUAUGUCACUUUAAAAAAUGAGAUGAAGAUGUGAAAAGUCACAGAAUGUAACCGAAGUCCUGAUGAGGGUGGGAUGAGUAAGUGAAGGGGUGCCGACGUUGACCUGAGAGGAGGGAUUUGUAAAUAGUGGAAACGCUAUGCGAGUAUACCUUUAAAAAGGUUUCUCAAAGUGGAACAUAAGUAUCUUAAACUUAAGGCAAUAUGGACUCAUUGGGAGAAGACUUGACUUGGAGCAUGUAGCAGCACAUGGGUGUGUAAGGCGUGAAUAGGAAAAUGGCUUACUCUGAAUACUAAGUGAAACCUGCAGGUUUCAGGGUCUUCAUGAUUUCUUACCAUAGUAUCAUAUUCAAGAACUGAAGUCUUUGAAAGCAUCCUUUCUUGAGAUCUUGGUCAUAGAAGGUCCUAGUGAAAUAAUACAGUUUUCACUCUUUCAAUAGUAGGUUAAACUGUAGUUUAUAAAUUGGCUAUACAGUAUUAUGAAGGCAAGAAGGGGUUUCUUGAAAAGCUUGUCAGUUUAAAGGGGAAAGAUGAAUUUCAGUAUGAAAACACAUUUUGUUGAAGGCUUUACUUCUUACCCCCUUCAAGUACUUUGACAGGAUAUAUGUUUGAUUUUCCUCAUAUCUUAUUUACCUAGGAGCAUGUUAGAAAAAGAAGGGGGUUAUAUCUUCAGGAUGCCUUGAUAACUGUACAGUCCAAAAAAAAAGCCUUUUCUUAACCUACCUCUAGUGGGAUUAUCAGAUAAUGUUUUUAAAACUCUAGGCCUAAUUGAUUGUCUUUGGAGUUUCUGCUCUUUACAGUAGCAAUCUCAUUCUCACUUAUCACUAACUCUGAAACUGGACAAGGGAAAAAUCCAUACGGUUAGCAUUAAAUAGAAGUAAAUACGAAUAUUUACUUCAAAAAGUUCACAGAAAAAUAGAAUUAAAAGAUAAUACAAAUCUGUCCUUGAAAUUUUUGAAGUACCCUUGUAUGUAUACCUAAGGUUAUUUCUCAAAAUAAAUGCAAGAUCAAAAGAGAGUAGGAACACCAUUUUUUAAAAAGACAAAUUUAAUUUCUGUCAAGAGACACAAGUCCACUCAUAGCAGUCUCUGCAUCGUACACUGUUAUUCUGGUUCUUUAGUAAUUCUGUUUAAACUGUGAUUUUCUUUAUUGUUUUGGUGCAAUAUUUUAUUAUCAUUUAACCUCAGGAUAUUCAGACCAACAGGAUUGUGUUGCUGCUAAAAGUCUGAGCAGUGUUUUUACUGUCCCCCUACCCCCAUUCAUGGUCACACGUUCACUUGUUUCUCCUUCAGUCUGUCGUUUUCCUGAGCUGAGAGCAUUUCUGGACACUAGUGGCAGGGGAGAUAGGGAUUCCCUUGAUAGGGAUUUCAGAGCAACCUAGAACUUUGGUUUUCUCCAUGUCCUAAGAGUUCGAUCUAGAACCCUGGUGCUUCCCUUGCAGAAUCCUGUACUUCAUUCCAAAGGAUUAACUUAUCUUUCGAUCCAUAUAUUCAGCUAGAAAUAGAAAAAUUCUUCUAUGGUUAAAUUUUGUAUUUAAAAAUUAGUUGGCCAUUGGAUCAGGGAUUUUUCUACAAACAUUAGGUAAAUGUAUGCUUUUUACCCUUCUGGACAUACCUUUCUACUCUGUAAUCAUAUAAGCAUCAUGUACACUUCUUCAUUGUAUGCCACUGCUUAAAAUCAUAAUGCAAAACUGUUAUACCAGUAAUUGUACUGUAAUUGUCACAAAACUUUACUCCUUGCUUUGGUUUUUAGUGAUUUUUUAUUUUGCUUUGGUUUUUGUAUCUUUAAACAGGUAUGUGUAUUUAAGUGCUGUCCACACUGUUUUAUUUUUACUGUAGAAGAGAUCAUCUUCAACUAUUUGUGGACUUCUAAGUUAUAGUUUACAUGCUGUGUCAAGACAUUGUCCAUCUCCAUGCAUGAUACCAAAACAAAGUGAGAGAGACAAACUCAAAUUCUGUGGAUGGAGAGAAACGUUUUUUUUUAUUUAGUUCCAUGUAGAAAAGUAGCUACUUCACUACGGUUGUUUAAUCAUGUUUAUUAGAGAAAUCAUGAAGUACCCCUGCAAAAUUGAAGCAAAGCUAACCUUGUAUCUCUUAAGAGAAUAGCUGAAAGAUAUGAUUUGCCUUACUGAACUGAUAUUGGUAUAUCUGACCUUAGGCAGUAGGUUGAAACUGCAUACCUUUUUAUAAUCAAGAUAAUUUAUGAAUAUAGAAAAUUCUACAUUGGAACAGAGAAUACUUGGGAAUGAAGCUAAAAAUUUAGCUGCUGUUAUUUGCUUUUUUAUUCCCCUCUUGCUCUUGUUUAGUUUGCAAGAAAAAAAAAAAAAAAAAACUGUGGCCUUAGAAUUUUCUUUUUGAUGCAAACAUUUUGAAAUUGGAACUGUGCAUCUUUUGGCACACAAAUCCUUCCUUGGGCAAAACUUUAGUUUUUGUUUUUGUUUUGCACAGUGAGAAACUCAAUAGGUAGGAGAGUUGCGUUUUUGAUAAGUUAUGAAAACUUUUUUUUUAUUUUUACUAUUAAAAAUUUAACAAUUUAACCCACAGGGGAAAAAAAAAUAAAGAUUGUAUUUUAUACUCCUGUUUGAACCCCAUGGGUUCCUUUUGUUAAUAAAAUGAUUACACUAAUA